Ziziphus jujuba (common jujube) is the source of this 1765-nucleotide messenger RNA. Its product is annotated as putative disease resistance protein RGA1. The record is from RefSeq and is a predicted model, not a curated record. Bases 15 to 995 code for a protein of 326 amino acids. Gene Ontology annotation, biological process: defense response to fungus. The transcript has 3 exons. Lineage: Eukaryota; Viridiplantae; Streptophyta; Magnoliopsida; Rosales; Rhamnaceae.
CAGAGGAGUCCUCUAUGUCAUAUACUACAAUUCUGCCAUCUCUGGAAAGCUUAGGCUUGUUUUAUUUGCCCAAUCUAAAAGGAUGGUGGAGGGAGGAAGUAGUGGAUGAGAAUUCCUCUUCAAUAAAUAAUCACUAUGUAUCUCAUUCAUUUCCUCGUCUUUCAGACUUGCUUAUUGGUGGCUGCCCAAAGCUGACUUUUUUGCCACUAUCUCCAAAUAUAGAGAGAAUGGUAGUGGAAAAUAAUAUGUGGAAGCCAUUCCAACGGGCAAUGCAAAAGAUUCCAGCUUUAAAGGAAGCAUCAUCUUCCAGCAGCUCUCUCAUUCCAUUCUCCAAUUUGAGUUGCCUAAUGCUUUACAAAAUUGAGGAUUUAAAGUUUCUUCCCGAAUGGCUCAAAAACCUCACUUCUCUCACAGAUAUUAGUGUUAAUGCAUGCCGUAACUUGAAGUGCUUGUCUCCCGGUAUUCAACAUCUUGCCUCCUCGCUUCAACUCUUACGCAUUGAUGAAUGCUACCAACUUGACAUGUCCAAUGCUGCUGAUGAGUUUACGUCGCUAGCCCUUAAAAGUAGUCUGCAUUCACUCGUUUUGAUAAAUUUACCUCAAUUAGAGACUUUACCUCUGGGUCUUCAACAUGUUACGAGCUUGCAACGACUUCAAGUCAAACGCUGUGAAAAUUUGAUUGACAUUCCAGAGUGGAUAAGCAACUUCAAAUCCCUACACACACUUGAAUUUGUUAAGUGCUAUAAUUUGAGAUCACUACCACAAGGACUACGUCAGCUCACAUCAUUACAGAAACUGAAGAUUAAGAAUUGUCCCGUUUUAUACGGAAGAUGCCAAAGAGAAACCGGUGAGGAUUGGCCUAAAGUUGCUCGUGUACCAGAGUUGAUCUUGAGAUUAGGUGCUUCCACAAAACCCUCCACCAGUUUUUCAGGAUGUAAUUGGGGAAUACUUAACAAGUUUCGGAUAUCACAAUUUUGCAAUAAAGGAAUGUCAUAAUGGAUCCAAUUUUCAUAUUCGAAAAUUUCCAACUUAAUUUUGAAUUGCAUAGAUGGACUAAGGCAUAACAAGCUGAGCUAAUUAAGGAAUAGGUAACUAUGAGCCAUUUCGCUUGUACCUUUUAUAUGUUUGUAUGUAACCAUCACAGUUUUUUUAUAAUUAAUUGUUUCAAUAUUUUAAUCUUAAACCAGGUUGAUGAAGCAUUUUGCAUUGUUUAAAGCAAAAGAUUAUGGUGUGCCUCCUGGUUUAGCAACACUAGCGAAGAUUGGCUUAAUUAUUUAUCGUAGAGUUGUUUUUGGGGAGAUGGAAAUGAUAAUCCUGUUCUCGUUCUAGUAUAUAAAUGUCAAUUGCUAUUGCUAAUCUCUUGACGUCCCCCUUACUCUGAAUGACUUCAAAAUUUUGAAUAAGUUUGCCAAAAUAAAGCCCUCUGUCAAUGCUGAUGAUUGGUAAUUUCAGUUUGAAGCUAAUUUAUUCCUCUUUUAACAUGAAAUGAAGUUUCAUAUAUUUAUUUAUUGUUGCAAAAUAUAUAGAUGGUGAUGAAUAUAUACUGGUGUUCUUUCACGAUUGAAAGAUGGAUAAUGAAGUUUGUGUUACAAAUAAUUCCAAAAAAGCAGUGAUUCAAAGUUUGUUUCUGAAUGGCUUCUCCUAGAUGUUCUAAUUCUUAUUUUUAAAUUAAAGGGUAUUGCUAAUAGCAUGGAUCACUAAUGGUUCAUAAUUUCAGUUUCAAAUUAAUUUCUUCCUACUUUAAUAUGCAAUGGAGUUUCAGACAU